This is a messenger RNA of Eucalyptus grandis, 1223 nucleotides long. RefSeq names its product BURP domain-containing protein BNM2A-like. The transcript has 2 exons. NCBI's taxonomy places the organism in Eukaryota, Viridiplantae, Streptophyta, Magnoliopsida, Myrtales, Myrtaceae. The coding region runs from base 59 to 982 and encodes 307 amino acids. The record is from RefSeq and is a predicted model, not a curated record.
GUCCUCGAUCUAAUUUCGGAAGCUGGAUCACGAAAUACUGUUGUUCCAAGAAAAAAUCAUGGGUCUCCUUGGUCUCGCUUCCUUGAGCCUCUUCUUCUUUCAACUCGUAUUCCUGGGAAUGGCGGGACGGCAUUGGGGAUCAGAUGAUGACCGCGAGAUAGACAGGUACAACAUCCACGACCAGAUCAUGGACAGCCAUGUUCUUUCAGCGAAGCCUAAACAAGAAUCCCCGGUAGCUCACGGUAAGGGCGCCAUCGAUCCUGCCCUAAACGUCUUCUUCACGUUGGACGACCUCAAAGUAGGGAAGCGAAUGCCCAUCUACUUCCCCAACAAAUCAGGAGACCAUUCCAAGUCUCCGAGGCUCUUGACCAGAGAGCAAUCCGACUCCAUCCCUUUCUCGUCGGCUCAGCUCUCGCACCUCCUGUCCUUCUUCUCCAUCCCCGGGGGCUCCCCUCAGGCCAAGGCCAUGGAGUACACGCUCAAGCAGUGCGAACUCGAGCCCAUCGCGGGAGAGGCGAGGUUCUGCGCCGCCUCCCUGGAGUCCAUGCUCGACUCGGCCCGCGAUGUCUUCGGGCCGAAAGCCCAGCUCAGAGUCCUGACCACCACUUACCUGCCCAACAAGAAGAUGAAGAAGGCCGGAGACGACCCAUUGCAAAACUACACGAUCAUGCAAGCGCCCAAGCGGAUCGAUGCGACCAGGGUCAUCGGUUGCCACACCAUGCCGUACCCAUAUGCGGUGUUCUAUUGCCACAGCCAAGCGGAGAGCGAGAACAGGGUGUAUCGGAUUUCUCUGGGUAGCGGCGGUGGAGAGGAUGGAUGGGGAGAGACAUCGGUGGAGGUGGAGGCGGUGGCAGUUUGUCACAUGGACACGACGCUGUGGGACAGAGACCACGCGUCGUUCCGAGUCCUCGGCGUCGAGCCUGGGUCCUCCCCGGUUUGCCACUUCUUCCCUGCAGAUAAUCUCGUGUGGGUGGCCUCUUAGUAUAGUCGCAUGACUCACCCGUUUGAUUUUUCAGGACAUGUAUGUGUUUGCAACGAGCAGUAAUAUUACGUAAGGUGUUGUAUCUUGUUUGUUUGUUUUUUUUUUUUGUCGGUCAGUGUUGUAUCUUGUUCACGUGUAUGUAUAAACGUAUGUACGUAUGUACUGACCGCCACAUAUCAACCAGUGUGACAUGGUGGGCUCUUAUAUGGUUUGCUCGAGUCUUUGAUGACAUUGAUGUUAC